GAGUGCGCAGCUCCUAAAAAACUGGAAGGCAGCUCAGCUCGAGCCUGGGCCGCUGCGCGCGCUGCGGUGCUGCCCGGGCGCUAGCGGGGGGGAUUAACCUGCGCUCCCUGCGCGGAGUUUAUCCGGAGGCUGAAGAGGAGGAACUGUGAACGCGCAGCCAUUUAACCGCGAGGACACGAGAGUCCAGAGGUGAUGGAGGAGAUGGAUGAAGCAUCCAGCACCCGGCUGUGCCCCACUAAAGCCCCCCGCAGCCUCAUGAAGUGGAGGAAGAGGGUCAAGUCUGAGUACAUGAGGCUCAGGCAGCUCAAACGCAUCCGCAAGGCCGAGGAGGUGAAGGCGCUGUUCCUGUCAAACAGGCGUAAGAUUGAGGGACGGACGGACCUGCUGAAUGAGGAGUGGUCAAAACUCAGAAUCCAGGCCAUUCCUUUCUCCACACCGAGCGGGUCACUGCCCAACAAGAAGCAGUGCAUAGUGGAGUUCGGCUUCCCAUCCUUUCCCAACCAGGCAGUUGCCAUGCGACCCCUGACAACCGUUGCUGGGAUACCAUUCAUGUACUCCUGGUCCCCACUGCAGCAGAACUUCAUGGUGGAGGAUGAGACAUUUCUCCAUAAUAUCCCAUAUAUGGGUGAUGAGGUACUGGAGCAGGAUGAAGCUUUCCUGGAGGAGCUCAUUGAUAACUAUGAUGGGGUUCAUGGAGACAGAGAGGGAGGCUUCAUAAACGACGAGAUCUUUAAGGAGCUGGUGGAGGCCCUGAGCCAGUACUCAGACCAGGAGGAGGAGGAGGAGAGCACGGAGGAGGAGGAGGAGCGAGUGACAAGGAGGAGUGCAGGAGAGAGCGCGGAGGACAGCAAGUCGCUGUCCUUUAAGAGGAAGCGCAGAAGAGUUCCUGAGGGAGGUGAAUUGCCUGCCAGUCAGAAGUUCCCUCACGAUAAGAUCUUCACCGCCAUCGCCUCCAUGUUCCCUUACAAAGGCACAACGGAGGAGCUGAAGGAGAAGUAUAAGGAUCUGUUGGAGCCUCCUAGCUCAGUGAAGCUUCCUCCACUCUGUACACCCAACAUGGACGGCCCCUUCGCCAAAUCUGUUCAGAGAGAGCAGAGCCUGCACUCCUUCCACACUCUCUUCUGCCGCCGCUGCUUCAAAUAUGACUGUUUCCUCCACCCAUUCCACGCCACUCCUAACGUGUAUAAAAGGAAGAGUAAGGAGAUCCGAAUGCAGACAGAGCCAUGUGGAUUAGAGUGCUUUCUGCUGCAGGUACAACAAACUGCUGACAAAGGAGCUAAAGAGUUUGCAGAUCAGUACAUGCUGAGGUCUCAGAGAUCUCGUCGGCGACGCCGUCAGCCCCGCCCCUCCAGCUCCACUGGCCCCUCCCCUUCAGGUUCAGCUGAGGAGGGAAAAGAUGGAGACAGUGACCAUGAGACCACCAGUUCCUCAGAGGGUAACUCUCAGUGUCCCACCCCCACCAAACUGAAACAGAGUGAUGAGCAGGUGGAGGAUAGUCAGCCUCCUCUGCAGUGGAGCGGCGCAGACGAGAGCCUUUUCAGGGUCCUACACGGCACGUACUACAACAACUUCUGCUCUAUAGCACGACUCAUAGGCACCAAGACCUGCAAACAGGUGUAUGAGUUUGCCAAGAAGGAGGUUCUUAUUCAUCGUGUUCCUCUGGAGGAUGGAGGGAUCUCACCUCAGAAGAAGAAAAGAAAGAAUCGGUUAUGGGCCAAAAUCCAGCUGAAGAAAGAUAAUUCGUCCAAUCAGGUGUACAACUACCAACCAUGUGACCAUCCAGAGCACCCGUGUGACAGCUCCUGCCCGUGUGUGAUGACCCAGAACUUCUGUGAGAAAUUCUGCCAGUGUGAUCAAGAGUGUCAGAACCGGUUCCCAGGCUGCCGCUGUAAGACUCAGUGUAACACCAAGCAGUGUCCGUGUUACCUGGCAGUACGGGAGUGUGACCCUGACCUCUGCAUGACCUGUGGAGCUUCAGACCGCUGGGACAGCAAACAGGUGUCCUGCAAAAACUGCAGCAUCCAGAGAGGACUGAAAAAGCACCUCCUCCUGGCCCCGUCUGAUGUAGCAGGUUGGGGAACAUUCAUCAAGGAACCCGUCCAGAAGAACGAGUUCAUCUCAGAGUACUGUGGAGAGCUUAUUUCCCAGGAUGAGGCAGACAGAAGAGGUCGGAUCUACGACAAGUAUAUGUCCAGCUUCCUGUUCAACCUGAACAACGACUUCGUUGUGGACGCCACUAGAAAAGGGAACAAGAUUCGCUUCGCCAACCACUCUGUCAAUCCCAACUGUUAUGCUAAAGUUGUGAUGGUGAACGGGGACCACCGUAUCGGAAUCUUUGCCAAACGGGCCAUACAGCAAGGGGAGGAGCUCUUUUUUGAUUACAGUUCCUUCCUAGGUACAGCCAGGCUGACGCCCUGAAAUACGUGGGUAUAGAGAGGGAGAUUGAUGUCGUGUGACUUUACCCCUUCCACCUGGCAAUGCUGUUACUGCUACUACCCACAACGCGUCUCUCCUCGCUCAGGACUGCGGCUCUAAUGUGGGCAAUCUGGAUCCGUUUCUGCUCACAGAAAAGGAUUCUUUGAUGUCAUUUUUGAUAUGAUAUCACAGAAUCGUCCUGCAACUUCACCCAACUCGAGGGUAAACAUGCUCUUUCUGGUCAUGAACUUGAGGUCAGUCGAAUAGUCUGAACUAGCAGGUUUCUUGGUUUAAAAGGAAUCAGUGGACUGAGGAUUAUUAAAGCCUGCUUGAAUUCUCAGCCUAAGAAGAAUAACCUCAGAUAGCUGCAUCACUUUCAAUACCGUCUUUCAGUCUGACAGCAUUUCGGGCGAAACGAAGCUGCUAGUUCAGACCAUUUAUGGCCAAUUGCUCUAGUUCUUCACAUUGUGGUAGACUCUGUACACAAGCUUGUCAACCAUACACAGUUCUUGCCAUCCUUAUAUACUUAAUAUAACACAAAACUAAGAGAAACGUUUUUAGUUGGUUCAUUCAGGCACGAAAGCCUAGAUCGUUCUUUCAGUUGAGUUACACGUUAACCGGUAGUAUUCAGUCGUCUUCAGCGUCUUUCCAUCACUGAACGACCUUCACUUUUGACAAAACCUGCAAUAAUAUCGUCUUCAACUAUACUGUAGUGUACUGUGAUGUUAGCCUGUUACUGUAAUCUGCAAUGCUCUGCUGUUUUCCAAGCCUGUUCGUUACCUUUGCUAGCCUUGCCGUUCGUUUUUAGCCGUAGCCAGGCUAGCAAAUGCCCUCUGUUACGCCGCAGUCUCAUACUGGCUAAGCUAAUCUAUCUCUAGCCUGGAUCCUCUUCUCUUCCAGCUGUAAGCUGCUCGGCUGCUGCUAACUAUGUAGCACAAAAAAAAAAAAUGACUAUUUGUAAGAGGUAAGCGUUCAAAGCUAGUGUCGCGCUAAAUGGCAGGUAUCCUUCAUUUCAGUGUCUGCUUAAAUUGUGGAAUAGGUCCAAUGGCAGCGUUCUGCAACACAAAACAAAAGAAGUAACCAUACAAACCGACAGACUGAAUGUGAAAUUUGAGCUGGAGAGAGAGACUUUUGAAGCAAAGAAACGUGGGAGAUUCCUUCUUAGGGCUUUUUUUUUAAGGGUUUACAAAAAUCCAGAGUGGGUUCCGCUGUCAUUUGUCCCUUUUGUCUGUUAAAAUAAAGAGUAAAACCAAACUACAGCCGCCAUAGUGACUAAAAAAAAUGCCCUGAAGUUAUAUUUGCACUUAGCAUGGUCACUUCAGGAAAGAUUUGAGAAGGCAUGCUAACGCUAACUCAUUCAUCCACAUUCUAGAUUCUGUAGCAUUAAAGAAAGCAUGAUAAUAAGAGAUUAUUCUUGUAUUGCUAGAUCAUAUAGGCCUCAUACUUAUUUCUAAGAUGUAUUAACCACAUAUGGCCAGACAAUUAUCAUAAUUUAUUGUGUUUAUUACAAUAUUAAUUUAUUGCUAUGUUAUCAAUUACGUUACCUUUUUUUUUUUUACUAUAUAUAUAUUUUAUAUGAUGGACAUCAUCGAUGUAAUCCUUAAUUACAUUAACCCUCAUUCCUCUAGCUGAAUUUGCCUCCUCAAAUCUUGCCUGAAGAAACAUUUGUUUGCUGUUUGUUAUUGGGAGAUUCAUAAGCCUUCAGUACUGUUAUCAUGCUGAAUGCCUUGUUGUCUAAUUCCACACUGUGACACAUGGGAUUAAAACACUCUUUACAUGCAUGGUUAAGGAUGCUAUUGAUUUAUACUUAUUUCAUCAUCAUGAUAACAUCUCAAAAUCUUCACAAAACUGAUUCUGCCACUAAAUAACCGGCCAUUAGCCAAUGCACCAUCUAAGUUCAUAUAUCUUUAAACGCUCUAAACCAUCUUUUCAAAUAUUUUCUCAGUGAAACAUCAGGUGCACACUGAUCAAACAAGCUUGGGUGGUGAUGCAAAAUGAAAUAUUCAUUUAUUCUUAUAAUUAUCAUAUAAAUAACAAUGACAAAGUCUUCAAGCAAAUGUAUCUCCAGUUUACAUUCAGUUCCUUUAACGUGAAGCCGUGCACAUAUUUGCAGAUAAACAGUCAAGAGCAGGGAUGUGGGAAGGUGUUUUAAGUUGGGGGUGCUGAAAUUUUAAGCAGUCUGACGUGACUGAUGAGGUCAUUCAAUAUGAUUUGCCAUUUGUCAUUUGAUUCUUUUUGUUUUUUAGGGUUUUGAAACUGAGCAUGUCAUACAGCGCUAUGUUGAGGCGAGAGGCGACAAUAUUUACGUAUAAUUGACACAUCAAACCGGUGACGCCCAUCAGCGCUCUGCUCUCUAGUUCUGGAGUUCCAUCUCUCCAUCUAAAAUUAUUAUAAAGCUCAGAUUUAUUAAUAGUAAUAUUUUUAAUAGUGCAAUCCUGAAAUCGGGGUGAUGCAGCCCCCUCAGCACCCCCCACUUCCCACAUCUCUGGUCAAGAUUCACAGUUUGUCGCAUAGAAUGGGCUGCUUUCCACAGUACUGUGCAAAAGUCAGAGGCCACCCUUCAUUUAUUUCAUUUCCAGUCAAAACAGCCAUUAAAUAUACAUUAUUCAUUUUUCAGCGUCAGGAAGAAAACAGAAAACAUGCAUUUAACAGAAAAUUACACAGGAUCUUCUUCAUCCGAAUAUAAUAUCACGCAUUUCAGUAUUUAUUGUGUCCACUCUUUACGUUUAUUACAGUUUCUGCUCUUUUCAGGAGACUCACGUUCAGUUUCUCAAAGAAAUCUGCCGAGAUAUUUUCCACACCUCCAAAGUUCAGUCUUAGAAGUUGGUUCUACUUCUUUACGAUCCAAAUAAUCCCAAACACAUUCAGUAAUGUUGAGGUCUGGACUCUGGGGUGGUCAGUCCAUUGUUCUGAGUUGUCAUCUCACAGUGGAAGGAUGGACAGAAAUUCAUAUGGAUGUUUUCAGAUCUGAAGUAAGAGUGGACCUUGAUUUUUUCAAAGAUGAAAGCUUUGAGUGCUGUUUGUCUGAUGGGGGCAGUUUUGGUGUCUACCAGGUGUUCCAGGUGGUUGUUAGGAGGCCCAUUUUCUUUAUAAUUUCUAUUGAUUUUUUGAACACCAGCUUUAGAAACUCAUGUUUUUCCACUAUUUUCCUUUGACUUUCCUCUUCCUGAUGCAAGUGGAUUAUCUUAUAUCUGUUCUUCUCAGAAAUAUCUCCUGAAAAAUGGGUAAUAAUAAAUACAUAAAAUAAAUACAUAACUAUAAUAAAAUAAUACAAUUAAUGAAGGGUGGUCUCUGACAUUUGCACAGCACUGCAUUAGCAAAACUACUUCUAUUCAUCUGAAAUUACGUGGCUUCAUUACAUGCAGUAUAUAAAGCUGAUAAAACUCUCCUGGCUGAAGUUAGACAUUCCUGAAUGCCUUCAAAAUACGGUACUGUGCAUCUGAGAAACUGGUGUAAAGCUGUUUAUCUGGGCAGUAAGUAUUUAUUAGUUUAAAAACACUAACAUUAGAAUGAAUACAAAUAAUAAACAAAACAAUACAUUGUGAUUUGAUGCGCGUUAAUUUAGCCAUUUCAACAAAUCAAUACAGUGGCUGGAGUGCAGCGAACCAAACCUGUGUUCCUUUAACUGAUUUAUUCUAACCAACAUAAUAUCUUUAAAAAAAAAACUUGUUACAUUUUAAUGUAUUUAUGCUUAUUUGUAAUUAUUCUAAUGUUUAAUAGCAAAAACAUACUUACUGCCUAAAUAAACUGUUCUAAACAAUUUUCUUGGGUGCCUAAGACUUUUGCACAGUGCUGUAGUUGAAACCAAAAAUGGCCCGUAUUAAAACGUCGUAGCUGCGUGUGUUCAUUUGUCUGAUAUUACGUAUAAUGAUAUUUCCGUUGGGUUCUUAAUUCAUCUGUAACACAGAAGUCUUCCCAUUUUACAGUAUAUGUGCCAAAUACAGAAAUGCUGAAUCAGAUGACGAAGGGUGGUUUAAUAAUAGAGUCACUUUAAAAGUGUGAAUUAUUAAGUGUAAUAAUGAUUCUGUAAAUGGAAACAUUUCAAAGCCCUUUUUGUAAAAUACCAUGUACAUUCUACAUGUAUAUUGUGCAGUCUUCUGGAUCUUCUGGAUGUCACAACAUCGUUAUUUGUAUUAUUUCUCUAAUAUACACUGCCAUCAUAUUCAUCCCAUGCCAUUCAAGCCCACUUUAUGAAGAGAGCUCUCGGCAGAAGACUGAAAUGCUAUGGAACUUAGACAUGUAUGUAAAAGCAAGUAGGUAUGUGUAUGGAAAAUAAAUUUAUAAGUUACUUUGAAA
Colossoma macropomum (tambaqui) is the source of this 6711-nucleotide messenger RNA. It is a transcript of the gene ezh1, whose product is annotated as enhancer of zeste 1 polycomb repressive complex 2 subunit. Gene Ontology annotation, molecular function: histone H3K27 methyltransferase activity; protein binding. The record is from RefSeq and is a predicted model, not a curated record. The transcript has 20 exons. NCBI's taxonomy places the organism in Eukaryota, Metazoa, Chordata, Actinopteri, Characiformes, Serrasalmidae. Gene Ontology annotation, biological process: chromatin remodeling. Bases 193 to 2418 code for a protein of 741 amino acids.